CUGUCCGGGGUGCUGAACGUGUCGGGGGUGCUGGGCUCGGUCUGAGGCUGCUGUCGCACGGAUCCGGUCUCGGUGUUCUGGUGGCGAGCCGCGGUCCCCCCGGAGAACCUCUAUCUGCCGGUCCCGGAGAUGUCGACGCGGAGGGGGAGGGGAGCGUGAGGUCAUGAGUUCAGCCCUCGGACACUGAGCAGAGGACCAGAGCCAACCAGCAGCAUCAAAAUGAGUCAGGACACAGCAGAGACACGAACACGAACCCGCUCCAAAGGAAGCCGGGUGUCGUCAGACCUCGUGGGCCAAGAGAUGAAGCCGGAGUUAAACAGCUGUCCCACCCCUGGAUGUGAUGGAAAAGGUCACGUCAGUGGAAGAUACUCUCGACAUAGAAGCAUUCUGGGAUGCCCCAUCGUGAAGAAGAGGAAGCUGGAGGAGGCCGAGGAGAACCAGUCGGCUCCCAAGAGGAGGAACCGGCCGGCCUCAGAAGCCGGAGACGAAGGCUUCAAUGCCGACAGCGACGCGGCAGAGGAGGAGGAGGAGGAGGAGGAGGAGGACAACAAAGAAAAGAAGAAAGACAAAACUAAAUGCAGCCCAGAGUCAACAAAAACAGAAAGCUCCCUGGUGACAGCAGAGGACACGGAGACGACACUUUGUCCUCCGGAGGAAGUCGGCGACAACGAAAGCUUCACGUCGGAGACGGAGACGACCGCGGAGACGGAGACGACCGCGGAGGAGGUGAAGCCGGUACCGCACACCGAGGAGCAGGAGGAGGAGGAGCCAGAGACCAAGGAGGAGGAGCAGGAGGAGCAGCUGGUGACGAAGGAGGCGUCAGAGCUACCUGAAGAAGAAACGGGCGUCACAGAGCUUACAGAGACAAAAGAAGAGGAGGAAGAGGGAGGAGAUGAAGAGAAGGAAGAGGAGGAGCAGCAGGAGGGGGAGGAGGAAGAAAAGCUGACAGAAAGACACGUGAUCAGUCAGGAGAACUCUGACCACCAGUACUCCAGCGGAGAUUACAACCAUCAGGCCAAAGAAUCAACAGAGGACCAGAUUGAGAGGGAGGAACCGGAGGAGGAGGAGGAGGAAGAGGAGGAAGAGGAGGAAGAGGAGAGGGAGGUUCACCAGGAGAUCGACACUCCGUACACUUUGAGUCCACGCGCCCAGGGGUCUGAGGCGGAGAUGUCCCUCAGGGAAGAGAAGGUCAGCACUCCUCUCACGGAGUUUGAGGAAGAAGAGGAAGAGGAAAGAGAGGAAGAGGAGGACGAGAGGCAGGGGAAGGAAGUGGGCGAGGUGGUGGAGGAAGAAGAGGAAGACCGAGAGUCCAGCAAAGCCUCCCCGACCACGGUGGUCAUCGAAGUCCGCUCGGAGGAGGACGACGACGAGGACGAUGACGAGGAGGAGGAGGAAGAGGAGGAGGAGGAGGAUGAGUAUGAAGGAGAUGAGCAGGACCGGGCCUCCGAGGGCUCGGGGGUCACGGACGACUCGGAGAACUGGGACAUGACCAGGGGGAACCUGGGGCUGCUGGAGCAGGCCAUCGCCCUGAAGGCGGAGCAGGUGAAGGGGGGGCAGGAGGCCCGGAGCUCCCCGGACUACCAGCCCUUCAGCGCCUCCGGCAAGAGCGGCGAGCCGGCCGCCGCGGCCCGGAGGACCGCCCACUACAGCAAGGAGAAAAAGGAGGUGAAGUGUCCGACGCCGGGCUGCGACGGCACGGGUCAUGUGACCGGUCUGUACCCUCACCACCGCAGCCUGUCUGGAUGUCCUCACAAGGACCGCAUCCCCCCAGAGAUUCUAGCCAUGCAUGAGAACGUCUUGAAGUGUCCGACUCCCGGCUGCACGGGACAAGGCCACGUGAACAGUAACCGCAACACACACCGCAGCCUGUCCGGCUGUCCCAUCGCUGCAGCCUCUAAGCUCAACAAGACCCAGGACAAGCAGGUCCUGCUGCAGGCGGCGCCCAGCGAGCCCUCCUCCAACUCAGACCGGGUCCUCAGGCCCAUGUGCUUCGUGAAGCAGCUGGAGAUCCCUCAGUACGGCAGCUACCGGCCCACCGCCGUCACCACCACGCCUAGGGCCAACCUGGCCAAGGAGCUGGAGAAGUACUCCAAGGUGUCCUUCGACUACGCCAGCUUCGACGUGCAGGUGUUCGGCAAGAGGAUGCUGAUCCCCAAGAACCCCGAGGGGGCCCCCAAGGCCUUCAAAGCCAAGGCCUUCCCCAAGGCCUCGUCGCCCAGCCACAGCGUGUCCGGAGGCUUCUCCGUGAGCGCCUCGUCCUCCAGCAGCUACGACUACAGCCAGGACGCCGAGGCGGCCCACAUGGCGGCGACCGCCAUCCUCAACCUGUCCACGCGCUGCUGGGAGAGACCCGAGACCAUCAGCACCAAGCCCCGGGAGCCCAGCUCCAAGGAGUCGGACAUCGAGGUGGACGAGAACGGCACGUUGGACCUUAGCAUGAAGAAGACCAAGAAGGAGGGCGUGCAGCCUCCAGAGCCUUCGUCGUCCUCUCAACACGUCGGCGCCGCGCUGUCUCAGGGCCACGCUCAGCCGGAGUGGGAGGAGCCUCUGGACUUCACUAAGUCAAGUGGAGUGAAAGAGGAAGACCAUGAAGAGGUGGAGUUCACGGCUCCGUCAUACACCUCUUCUGACGGAGAGGAAGAGGACCAGGAGAACCUGGAGGACAGGAAGUACCCCGGGGAGGUCACCACGGGCAGCUUCAAGGUCAAGUUCCAGCCCAAGGACAGCAAGAAGGAGAUUCUGAUAUGUCCCACCCCGGGCUGCGAUGGCAGUGGACACAUCACGGGCAACUACGCCUCCCACCGAAGUCUGUCAGGCUGUCCUCUUGCUGAUAAAUCACUUCGGACCCUCAUGGCUGCCCACACAGCUGAACUAAAGUGUCCCACGCCGGGCUGCGACGGGUCGGGCCACAUCACGGGGAACUACGCCUCGCACCGCAGCCUCUCCGGAUGCCCUCGAGCCAAGAAGGGCGGAGUCAAAUUAACCCCCACCAAGGACGACAAGGAGGACUCUGAGCUCUUGAGGUGUCCGGUCCCCGGCUGCGACAGCCUGGGUCACAUCAGUGGGAAGUACGCCACGCACCGCAGCGCCUACGGCUGCCCGCUGGCCGCCCGCCGCCAGAAGGAGGGCCUCCUGAACGGGACCCCCUUCUCCUGGAAGGCCUUCAAGACCGAGGGCCCAACCUGCCCCACGCCGGGCUGCGACGGCUCGGGCCACGCCAACGGCAGCUUCCUGACGCACCGCAGCCUGUCCGGAUGCCCCAGAGCCACGGCCAACAAGAAGAGGACCAAGUUCCCCGGAGACGAGUACCUCACGGCCAAGUUCAGGGCCAGCGACGUGCUGGACAACGACGAGGACAUCAAGCAGCUCAACAAGGAGAUCAACGAGCUGGGGGAGUCCAACUCGGAGAUGGAGGCGGACAUGAUGAACCUGCACACUCAGAUCUCGUCCAUGGAGAAGAACCUGAAGAGCAUGGAGGAGGAGAACAAACAUAUCGAGGAGAGGAACGAGGCCUUAUUCCUGGAGCUGUCGGGCCUGAGUCAGGCCCUGAUCCGCAGCUUGGCCAACAUCCACCUGCCGGCCAAGCAGGAGGCGCUGUCCGAGCAGAACUUCGACGGCUACGUGGACACGCUGACCCACAUGUUCACCAACAAGGACUGCUACCAGAACCCCGAGAACCGGGCCCUGCUGGAGUCCAUCAACCAGGCGGUGAAGGGCAUCGAGGUGUGACGGACAGGAGGCAUGGGGGGGCGGGGCAUCGAGGUGUGGUGUGACGUA
Messenger RNA from Pseudoliparis swirei, 3777 nucleotides. Its product is annotated as myelin transcription factor 1-like. Gene Ontology annotation, biological process: regulation of transcription by RNA polymerase II. The coding region runs from base 220 to 3729 and encodes 1169 amino acids. Gene Ontology annotation, cellular component: nucleus. The record is from RefSeq and is a predicted model, not a curated record. The transcript has 23 exons. NCBI's taxonomy places the organism in Eukaryota, Metazoa, Chordata, Actinopteri, Perciformes, Liparidae. Gene Ontology annotation, molecular function: DNA-binding transcription factor activity, RNA polymerase II-specific; RNA polymerase II cis-regulatory region sequence-specific DNA binding; zinc ion binding.